Messenger RNA from Dendroctonus ponderosae (mountain pine beetle), 1308 nucleotides. Its product is annotated as forkhead box protein F2-like. NCBI's taxonomy places the organism in Eukaryota, Metazoa, Arthropoda, Insecta, Coleoptera, Curculionidae. Bases 292 to 1293 code for a protein of 333 amino acids. The transcript has a single exon. The record is from RefSeq and is a predicted model, not a curated record. Gene Ontology annotation, biological process: regulation of transcription by RNA polymerase II; animal organ morphogenesis. Gene Ontology annotation, molecular function: DNA-binding transcription factor activity, RNA polymerase II-specific; RNA polymerase II cis-regulatory region sequence-specific DNA binding. Gene Ontology annotation, cellular component: nucleus.
AGCAAACGAAAAUGAUUGCCAUCUCACUCACACUUAGUCAUCGAGAUCCCGACCGCGCUCCAGGCUUAGUACCUAGCGAAUUUUAAUAUCAUUCCGGUUUACAAGAGCGUACGCGAGACAUUUGUAUACAAAGUUUUGUGUAAAUUGUGUACGAUUUCCCGACCAGUGUUUGUAUAUAAGCCCCGUAAAUAUACAAUAUUGUGUAUAUACAUACUGUUCCCAGUGUAUGUGUAUCAAAUAAAGAUCAGAUUGUUUAUAGUUUAUAUGAUUCCGAUGUAAAUGUUUUGAAGAAUGAUGAAAGAACAGCAGUUGGUCGAAGUUGGCGGCGUCAGCCAGUCAUCCGCAGUCGGUCUCAGUAUCCAGCAACAUCUAAGUCAGCUACAGCUCCACCAUCCUAGUGUGAUAUCGCUGAACGAGUCAGCGGCCAGUUCGAGCCAGCAACAGAGCCACAGCGCCAUCAGCAACAAUGUGUCGCCCGAAAGUUCCGCAUCUGGGGACCACGACCAGAAGCCCAGUUCAUCGGACAAGAAAAGUGGCAUCCGCAGACAGGAAAAGCCCCCGUACUCCUACAUUGCGUUGAUCGUAAUGGCCAUUCAGCAUUCGCCCACCAAACGUCUCACUCUCAGCGAGAUCUACUCAUUUCUCCAACAACGGUUCCCGUUCUUCAGAGGCAGCUACCAAGGCUGGAAGAACUCGGUGCGCCACAAUCUAUCGCUGAACGAAUGCUUCAUCAAGUUGCCCAAAGGUCUUGGCCGGCCGGGAAAGGGUCACUAUUGGACCAUAGACCCAGCCAGUGAGUUUAUGUUCGAAGAAGGCUCUUUCCGCAGACGACCAAGAGGUUUCCGGCGAAAAUGUCAAGCAAUGAAACCGCAGUAUCCCCAUCCAGGCAGCUUCUUCGCCAACAAUAUGACCUCAAUGGUAAAUCAGGCCACUGGCUACGAUCAUCAAGCGCUAGUGCAGUCGCAGGAUUACUCCACCUGCUCCUACAACACGCCGUCGCCUCAAGUGUCUUCGGUUUCCGGGGGUCAUUACGGCAAUUAUGACUAUCCAGCGGUUUAUCAGCAACAGUGCGACCGGGACUGGGGUUCGAACCAUAGCAUUCUGACCCCAUACGGCGACAGUGCUAUUUCCAGUAGCUAUCUGAAGGCGCCUCUGAGUCCCAUGCCGGAGAAUCAGGAGACUCCACCUCCUACUGUGGAUAACUACUACCAGUAUGGCGUUAUUUCCACCUCUACGGAGAACCGUAAGUUUUCAGUUGAUUUAUUUAAAAAAUUACCACAUUUGUCUGUAUAGGUACCAUGCUAUAAU